This is a messenger RNA of Gigantopelta aegis, 570 nucleotides long. RefSeq names its product cilia- and flagella-associated protein 46-like. The record is from RefSeq and is a predicted model, not a curated record. The transcript has 4 exons. The annotation marks the transcript as partial. NCBI's taxonomy places the organism in Eukaryota, Metazoa, Mollusca, Gastropoda, Neomphalida, Peltospiridae. Gene Ontology annotation, biological process: axoneme assembly; cilium movement involved in cell motility.
UCACAGCUACAUGGUGGAACAGGAGAUGCUGAGCUAUGCGAGUGGGCUGCAGGGGCAGAGUCUGAUCGACAACAUGGGGGGCAAGAAUGCCGUUAGGCGGGAGGCAAUGGGGGCGUUCCUUUACAGUGCCAUGUAUGCCCGCAAUGCUAACAACUACGAAUUGGUGAUGACUUCGGCCAGGCACUACUGGAACGCUUGCAUCACAUUAGUGAGUCAACCAAUAGAAAGAGAGCUCUUGAAAGAACCAAUCAGAACCAUUCUCGAUUGUAUCACAGCCACUGCUGAGAAGAAACCGAAGAAAGAGGACAAGGACAGUGUUCCUGUAGUGACUGACACCAAGAGUGACAAAUCGCUUGUUCAGACUGAGGGGAAGGCGGAGACGAAGGAUGUGAAGGAAGUGAAGGAACAGAAGUCGUCGACGAUGAUCGGCAGUCCGCAGGAAGACUUGACGCUGCGAGCCGCUCUGUAUGGCGUCCUUUUCAUGUCCUACAUCGAUCAGGAAGAAUGGGAGAACGCUUUGCAAGCGAUGGAUCAGGCUGUUGAUGCCAUGCCAAGAACAAAACACCGACU